AUGCAAGAAGAUCGCCGAAUCGACCACUGGAUCUUGCCUCUCACGUUGGCGCUGCUGACGCUGGCGGUGUUUGGCCGGUCGGUGACCUUCGACUUCGUCAACUUUGACGACUUCGAAUACGUGGCCUCGAACCAGAACAUCAAUCAGGGAUUCAGCGUCGACAGCUUCUUAUGGGCGCUGACUGCCGAGGUUGGCUCUAACUGGCAUCCGGUCACGGUGCUGACGCACAUGGCCGACAGUCAUGUUUACGGCAUUCACGAGGCCUGGGGGCACCACCUAACCAACGUUCUCCUGCAUGCCGCGAAUGCAGCGCUGCUGUUUUUGUUACUGAACUCGAUGACAGGCGCCCGUUGGCGAUGCGUUCUGGUAACCGCCCUAUUCGCGGUCCAUCCUCUACACGUCGAGUCGGUGACCUGGGUUUCCGAACGUAAAGAUGUAUUGAGUACGUUCUUCUGGUUCUCGAGCCUGUGGGCCUAUGCUUGGUACGUCAAACGACCCGGGCUGGGAAAGUAUUGCGUGGUGGCAGUGCUGCUGGCCCUCGGGCUGAUGAGUAAGCCGAUGGUGGUGACGGCACCCUGCUUGAUGCUGGUGCUCGAUUUCUGGCCGCUGCGGAGAUUGUUCGGCCCCGCGGAAACCUUCCGCGAAUCUCUGGCUCGUUCGGUGUGGCUGGUGGCCGAGAAGAUUCCGUUCUUCUUGAUCGUGGCCAUCACGAGCAUCAUCACCUUCAACGUCCAAUACGAUCGGGGCGUGCGUUCGACCGAUGAACUGACCGUCUCAUUGCGGUUCUACAAUAUGAUCGUGUCGUACGGCGACUACAUCACGCAAUUGAUUUGGCCUACGAGGAUGUCGGUGUUUUAUCCGCACCCUGCCUCGAACAUCUCGAUGAUGCAUGUCUUCAUCGCCGGACUCGCCAUCGUAGUGGUUUCUCUUCUUGCCCUGGUUUGGUGGCGGAAGCGUGCUUAUGUGUUGAGUGGCUGGCUGUGGUAUCUCGGCACCUUGGUUCCGGUUAUUGGGCUGGUACAAGUCGGGGGAGCGGCCCGGGCCGACCGCUAUACCUAUGUGCCGCUGGUGGGAUUGUUCAUCAUCAUUGCGUGGGGGCUGCAAGAGUACGCCACAUCGGGGCCGCGCUUUCGGCGAUGGGUCCCCGUUGCCUGCGGAAUUUGGAUUGUCGUGCUGAUCGGCCUCACCUGGAAACAACAGGGUUAUUGGAAGAACUCGCUAACUCUGUUUGCCCAUGCGGCUGCUGUGGCCGAUGGAAGAGGAAACUUCUUGGCUCACUCGGCCAUGGGUACGGCCUAUAAGCUUCAGGGGAACAACGAGGCCGCGAUAGAAGAAUAUGACAAUGCUCUGCGGCGAUACCCUCAGGAUCGUGUGGCCAUCUUCAAGAAGGCCACCGUGCUGCAAGACAUGGGCCGAUAUGAAGAGGCGGCAGAAUAUUUUAAGGCGGUGAUUGCCUUGGGGCUCGAUGGGCCAGGAGAACGUGUUGCCCUGGGGAAUGUGUUGAUUGAACUGGGGAAGUAUGACGAGGCCAUCGAACACUUCCGCACCGCGAUAGUGAUUCAGCCGAGCCCAUUCACCGAAGUGAUUCUGCGAGAGCAGGAACCCAGAAUCCAAUUGGCCCUCGCGCUGCAAGCCACCCAACAAUACGAAGAGGCCGUGAAAGUCUUUGAAGAAGGACUGCAAGAGACCCCCGAGAAUCCCGACCUGCUGAAGGAAUACGCCUGGUUGCGUGCUACUUGUCCCGAGGAACUGCUUCGGGAUAGAGAAGCCGCGGUUACGAUGGCCCGACAGGCGUGCAAUCUUUCGAACAACGAACUGCGGGCACUCGACGUCUAUGCGGCUGCGCUGGCUAACAACUUGCGAUUUAGCGAGGCGGUGCGUGCUGAGCAGCGGGCCAUUGACCUAGCCAACCUGCAGGUCGAAGCGAUCGAAGAGCAACUCUCCAGCAAAGACUGGAAAGAGUGGGAGAAACCUCCGAAAGAAAUGCUCGUCCAAGUGAAGAGCAUACUUGAAGAGGCCGAAGAGAGGCUUCAACUCUACAAGCAAGCUCGCCCUUACCGUCAGGAGCCCCCGGAAGACGCUGAGCAUGAAACUUUCUUUAGAUUCAGCGCCGGCAGGCUGAGCACAACGCUUGCCCCAUCGACUCUUAUGAACCUCGAACAGCGCAAAUCUCACCCUGCAAUUACCGCCGGAAUCUUGGCGGCCCUUGCGCUGAUUACUCUGUGCAUCUUUUGGUCAAUUCUCUCACAGGGCUUUAUUCACUACGACGAUCCGCAGUACGUGUUUGACAACCAACAGGUGCGGCAAGGGUUUACCUGGUCGACUUUUGUAUGGUCGCUCAGUUCUCAAGUGCAAGGCAACUGGCACCCCGUGACGAUGUGGACUCACAUGCUCGACUGCCAGUUGUAUGGCCUGCAGCAUCCUGGCGGACACCACUUCACCAGCCUGGUCAUUCAUGUAAUGAAUGCCUUGAUGCUGUUUUGGUUCCUCCGCAUAGCCACGGGCGAUGUGUUUGCUGCGGCCUUUGUUGCCGCAUUGUUUGCCUGGCAUCCAACCCGGGUUGAAUCGGUGGCCUGGGUCUCGGAGCGGAAGGAUGUGCUCAGUACGUUUUUCUGGUUCUUGAUGCUGCUGGCGUACGUGCAUUACACGCGACGUCCCGGGUGGCUGCGGUACGCACUGGUGUUCGUGCUGCUGGCCCUAGGGCUAAUGAGCAAGCCGAUGCUGGUUACGGCCCCGUUUCUGCUGCUUCUGCUCGAUGUGUGGCCGCUGGCUCGCCUGUGGAUGCGCUCGACCUGGAAGGACACUGGGGCACAACUGGGUGCUCUGGUGCUGGAGAAGUUGCCGUUAAUCGUGCUGUCGGUAGCCUCCUCUGUCAUUACUUUCCGCGUUCAACGCUCCGGCGGAUUUGUGAUUUCGCUGCAGCGGCACGAUUUCGGCGAACGGCUCAUCAAUGUAAUCGACACUUACGGCAACUACUUAUUCAACACAUUCUGGCCUACGCAGUUGGCCUUGAUGUACUCGAUGCCGCGAGAGAUCCCGCUCACCACCUGGACGAUUCUCUCGGCUUCGGUCCUCGUUACGUUAUCGGUACUGUCGAUCGUUUGGAUUCGCAAACGGCCCUACUUCUUUGUCGGCUGGUUCUGGUUCCUGGGAACUCUGGUGCCGGUUAUCGGAGUGGUGAAGGUGGGUGCCCAAUCGAUGGCCGACCGUUAUACCUAUGUGCCGAUGAUUGGAUUAUUCAUUAUCGUGACCUGGGGCUGUCGCGAGCUUCUUUCCGGCAUUUCAUCCAAGCCGAUCAGGCGCGCGAUUGCCAUGGUCGCGGGAUCCGUAGUAUUGAUUCUCCUCGCAGGCUUAAGUGUGAAGCAGGUCUCAUAUUGGCAGAACGAGUUGAUCCUUUACUCCCGUGCUUUGGAAGUAACCGAGAAGAAUUACCUUGCGCAUUACAACUACGGUAAUGCUCUGAUCAAAUCCGGGCGACUGAACGAAGCACUGAAGCAUUUCACAAUCGCCUUGGAACAAGAACCUGAGCACAGCGGGACCCAGUACAACGCUGGAUCGGCACUUGCGUUGCAGGGUCGCUGCACCGAGGCCCUGCCCUACUUUAAGAAUGCUAUUCGGUAUGGCAACGACAGUGCUCGUGCCUGGUAUGAAUUGGCCUACUGCGAACAGCGAAUCGGCUUGCUUAAAGAAGCAUUGGCCCACUACCAACAGGCACUGACUCGCGACCCGAACAUGCGUGAGGCUCGGCUUGGACUGGGCAAUGUGUUGGCCCGUCAAGGCGAUACGACCUCUGCAUUGGCCAUCUACACAAAUGCUCUUGGCCAGUGGCCAAGUAGUCGCUUAACGGCGGCACGCUUGAUUUGGCCGUUCGUGCUUCGAACCAAGCCGUAG
Molecule: messenger RNA, 3891 nt
Organism: Cladocopium goreaui
Lineage: Eukaryota; Dinophyceae; Suessiales; Symbiodiniaceae
Source: the annotation of a GenBank genome assembly